Molecule: messenger RNA, 6153 nt
Organism: Homo sapiens (human)
Lineage: Eukaryota; Metazoa; Chordata; Mammalia; Primates; Hominidae
Gene: ZNF813
Product: zinc finger protein 813
Exons: 4
Coding region: 131-1984 (617 amino acids)
Biological process (GO): regulation of DNA-templated transcription
Cellular component (GO): nucleus
Source: RefSeq, marked validated
GCAGAUUCGCGAAAACCCGGAAGCGGAUCGCGUGGAGUGACGGUCCCACGGCAGCGCGAUUGACUUCUAAAGACUCUUGGUAUGUGAGGAAGAAACCUGGAAGAGGAAGAGGAAAGCAAAGGAGUCAGGGAUGGCUCUUCCUCAGGGUCUAUUGACAUUCAGGGAUGUGGCCAUAGAAUUCUCUCAGGAGGAGUGGAAAUGCCUGGACCCUGCUCAGAGGACUCUAUACAGGGACGUGAUGCUGGAGAAUUAUAGGAACCUGGUCUCCCUGGAUAUCUCUUCCAAAUGCAUGAUGAAGGAGUUCUCAUCAACAGCACAAGGCAAUAGAGAAGUGAUCCACACAGGGACAUUGCAAAGACAUGAAAGUCAUCACACUGGAGACUUUCGCUUUCAGGAAAUUGAUAAAGAUAUUCAUAACUUAGAGUUUCAGUGGCAAGAAGAUGAAAGAAAUAGCCAUGAAGCACCCAUGACAGAAAUCAAAAAGUUGACUGGUAGUGCAGACCGAUAUGAUCAAAGGCAUGCUGGAAACAAGCCUAUUAAAGAUCAGCUUGGAUCAAGCUUUCAUUCGCAUCUGCCUGAACUCCACAUGUUUCAGACCCAAGGGAAAAUUGGUAAUCAAGUGGAGAAGUCUAUCAACGAUGCUUCCUCAAUUUCAACAUCCCAAAGAAUUUCUUGUAGGCCCAAAACCCAUAUUUCUAAUAACUAUGGGAAUAAUUUCCGGAAUUCUUCGUUACUCACACAAAAACAGGAGGUACACAUGAGAGAAAAGUCUUUCCAAUGUAAUGAGAGUGGCAAAGCCUUUAAUUAUAGCUCACUCUUAAGGAAACAUCAAAUAAUCCAUUUAGGAGAGAAACAAUAUAAAUGUGAUGUAUGUGGCAAGGUCUUUAAUCGGAAGCGAAACCUAGUGUGCCAUCGUAGAUGUCACACUGGGGAGAAACCUUACAGGUGUAAUGAGUGUGGCAAGACUUUCAGUCAGACGUAUUCCCUUACAUGCCAUCGUAGACUUCAUACUGGAGAGAAACCUUACAAAUGUGAAGAAUGUGACAAAGCUUUCAGUUUCAAAUCAAACCUUAAAAGACAUAGGAGAAUUCAUGCUGGAGAAAAACCAUACAAGUGUAAUGAAUGUGGCAAGACCUUUAGUCAGACGUCAUCCCUUACAUGCCAUCGUAGACUUCAUACUGGAGAGAAACCUUUCAAGUGUAAUGAGUGUGGCAAGACCUUUAGUCGGAAGUCAUCCCUUACAUGCCAUCAUAGACUUCAUACGGGAGAGAAACCUUAUAAGUGUAAUGAAUGUGGCAAGACCUUCAGUCAGGAGUUAACCCUUAAAUGCCAUCGUAGACUUCAUACCGGAGAGAAGCCUUACAAGUGUAAUGAAUGUGGCAAGGUUUUUAAUAAAAAGGCAAACCUUGCACGUCAUCAUAGACUUCAUAGUGGAGAGAAACCCUACAAGUGUACUGAGUGUGUCAAGACGUUCAGUCGAAAUUCAGCCCUUGUAAUUCAUAAGGCUAUUCAUAUUGGAGAGAAACGUUACAAGUGUAAUGAGUGUGGCAAGACGUUCAGUCGAAUUUCAGCCCUCGUAAUUCAUACGGCAAUUCAUACUGGAGAGAAACCUUACAAGUGUAAUGAAUGUGGCAAGGGUUUUAAUCGGAAAACACACCUUGCAUGUCAUCAUAGACUUCAUACUGGAGAGAAACCUUACAAGUGUAAUGAAUGUGGCAAGGUUUUUAAUCGAAAAACACACCUUGCACAUCAUCAUAGACUUCAUACUGGAGAUAAACCUUACAAGUGUAAUGAAUGUGGCAAGGUUUUUAAUCAAAAAGCACACCUUGCACGUCACCAUAGACUUCAUACUGGAGAGAAACCUUACAAGUGUAAUGAAUGUGGCAAGGUUUUUAAUCAAAAAGCAAACCUUGCACGUCAUCAUAGACUUCAUACUGGAGAGAAACCUUACAAGUUUAAUGAGUGUGGCAAAGCUUUUAAUUGAAAAGCAAAGCUUGCACAUCAUCAUACAAUUCAUACUGGAAAGAAACAAGUGCAAUGAGUGUGGCAAGACCUUCUGUCACAAUUCAGUCCUUGUAAUUCAUAAGAAUUCAUACUGGAGAGAAACAAGUGUAAUGAACGUUGCAAAAUUUUUAAUCAACAAGCACACCUUCCACGUCAUCAUAGACUUCAUAGUGGAGAGAAACCUUAGAAAUGUGAAGCAUGUGACAAAGUUUACAGUGGCAAAUCGAGCCUCAAAAGACAGGAGAAUUCAUACUGGAGAGAAAGCUUACAAAGGUGAAGAAUAUCACAGAGUUUUCAGUCACAAGUCAAACCUUGAAAGACAUAAAAUAAAUCAUACUGCAGAGAAACCAUAAAAUUGUAAGAGUUCGUGACAAGGCUUUCGGGCAUGACUCACACCUGGCACAACAUCCUAGAAUUUAUACUGGAGAGAAACCUUACAAGUGUAAUGAGUCUGGCAAAGCCUUAAUGAGCAGUCAACACUUACUCACCAUCAGGCAAUCCAUGGUGAAGGAAACUUGACUAAUGUAAUGAUUGUCACCAAGUCUUCAGUAACGCUACAACCAUUGCAAAUCAUUGGAGAACCCAUAAGGAAGAGAGAUCAUACAAGUGUAAUAAUCGGCAAAUUUUUCAGACAUCGUCCAUACCUUGCAGUUCAUUGGCGAACUCAUACUGGAGACAAACCUUAUAAAUGUCAUGAUUGAGGCAAGGUCUUCAGUCAAGCUUCAUCCUAUGCAAAACAUAGGAGAAUUCAUACAGGAGAGAAACCUCACGUGUGAUGAUUGUGGCAAAGCCUUUACUUCACGUUCACACCUCCUUAGACAUCAGAGAAUGCACACUGGACGGAAAUCUUACAAAUGUCAUCAGUGUGGCAAGGUUUUCAGUCUGACUUCACUCCUUGCAGAAUAUCAGAAAAUUCAUUUUGAGAUAAUUGUUCCAAAUGCAAUGAGUAGAGCAAACCAUCAAGCAGUAAUUGACAUUAAAGUGUUUAUGUUAAGAGGAUUGGGCCAGGUACAGUGUCUCACACCUGUAAUCCCAGCACUUUGGGAGGCCAAGGCGGGUAGAUCACUUGAGGUCAGGAGUUUCAGAUCAGUCUGGCCAACAAACAUGAGCCACUUUUCCCAGUUUGCUUUUUGUUCUUUAACAAAAACUGAUAGGGAUUUUUAUGGGUACCGUGUUGAAUCUAAAUCACAUUGGGUUAUAUAAUCAUUUAACAAUAUUAAUUUUUCCAAUCCAUCAAUAUGGGUUAUAUGUCUGUAUAUGUUUUUAAUCAUAUUGAUGUAUAUUUGUAGAUUUCAAGGUACAAACUUCUCACCUUUUUACUUUUAUUUCUAUUUCUUUAAGUUCUCUAGCAAAUGGAAGUGUUUUUAAAUUUUCUUUUAAAAUUGUUUAUUGUUACAAACUUCUCAUCUUUUUGCUUUUAUUCCUAAGUAUUUCUUACUUUAAGUUCUCUAGCAAAUGGAAGUGUUUUUAAAUUUUCUUUUAAAAUUGUUUAUUGUUAAUGUAUGGAAAUUCAGCUAAUUUUUGGUGCUGAUAUUGUACUGUGCAGAUACACUGAAUCUGUUUAUUACUUCCAGUAGUAUUUUGGUUGAGUCUUUGUGAUUUUCUACACAGAAGAUCAUGUCAUCUACAAACACAUAUAAUUUUACUUCUUUCUUUCUGAUUUGGAUGGGUUUGAUUUCUUUUGCUAUUUCAUUGCUCUGGCUAGGACAGCCAGUAUUUAUUGAAUAGAAGGGGUGAGAGCAUUCUUCCAUCAUGUGAGAUCCUACAGGAAAAUCAUUCCAUGUUCCCUGCUUCGUUAUCUACUCGUUGGUCAUUUCAUGGAUGGCCUUUCUAUUGUUGAGGUAAAUUUCCUUUUCUGUCUAUUUUGUUCAGAAUUUCUAUGAUGAGUGGAUUUUGAAUUUUGUGAAAUACUUUUUCUCCAUCUAUUGAGAUGAUGUGGUUUUCAUCUUUCAUUCUGUUCAAGUGGCAUAUCACAUUGAUUUGCUUGACUAUGUUGAACCAUCCUUGCAUCCCAGAAAUAAGUGGCACUUGAGUAUCUACAGUCCUUUUUACAUCCUCUUGAAUACAGCUUUUUAGUACAAGGGGUCUUCAAGAAGUUCAUGGAAAAAUACAUAUUUUGCAUAUUAUGAGAAAAUUGUGUAUGAAUUUCCCAGUUUUUGCACCAAAAUAAACUGGUACGAAUCUGUUAUGUCUGAACAGGUCCUAGUUUGAGGCACCCAGAAGGAUAAGACAUGAGUUUUAAAAGAGACUUUCUCUGCCGGGCGCAGUGGCUCAUGCCUGUAAUCCCAACACUUUGGGAGGCCAAGGUGGGUGGAUCACCUGAGAUCCAGAGUUCGAGACCAGCCUCACCAACAUGGAGAAACAGCAUCUCUACUAAAAAUACAAAAUUAGCCAGGCAUGGUGGCAAAUGCCUGUAAUCCCAGAUACUCUGGAGGCUGAGGCAGGAGAAUGGCUUGAACCCGGGAGGCAGAGAUUGCUGUGAGCCGAGAUUGCACCAUUGCACUCCAGCCUGGUCAACAAGAGCGAAACUCUGUCUCAAAAAAAAAAAAAAGAAAAGAAAAGAAAAGAGACUCUAUCAAAGCAAUAUAAAUCCUGCUAAAAUUGAAACAAAAAGGAGCAUCAAAUUUACAGUGAGACCAGAUGCAGUGGCUCAGGCCUGUAAUCCCAGCACUUUCAGAGGCCAAGACAGGUGGGUCAUGUAAGCCCAGGUAUUCAAGACAAGCCUGGGCAACAUGGUGAAACCCCCUUGUCUACAAAAAAUACAAAAAUUAGCUGGGCACGGUAGCACAUGCAUGCAGGGCCAGCUGCUGUGGAGUCUGUGGUAGGAGGAUAGCUCGAGCCUGGGAGGUUGAGGCUGCAGUGAGCUAUGAUCAUGCCACUGCAUUCCAGCAUGGGUGAUGGAGCGAGAUACUGGCUCAAAAAAAAAAAUACUUCUUGUAAAGUUUGGGUAGAGGAAUAAUGAAAUCAUUGAUGCUUUAUGAAAAGAUUAUGGAGAUGAUGCCCAGAAGAAAUAAACAGUUUGUAAAUGGAUAACUUAGUUUGAGUUGGGACAAGACAAUGUUGAAGGUGAUGCAUGGAGUGGCAGGCACACCAUCCACAUCAGUUUUUUUGUUUGUUUUUGUUGUUGUUGUUUUUUUGAGAUGGUGUCUCGCUCUGUCUCCCAGGCUGGAAUGCAGUGGUGCAAUCUCGGCUCACUGCAACCUCUGCCUCCCGGGUUCAAGUGAUUCUCCUGUCUCUGCCUCCUUAGUAGCUGGGACUACAGGCGCGUGCCACCACAUCAGCUAAUUUUUGUAUUUUUAGUAAGACGGGGUUUCACCAUGUUGGCAAGGCUGGUCUUGAACUCCUGACCUCACGAUCUGCCCACCUCAGCCUCCCAAAGUGUGGAGAUUACAGGCAUGAGCCACCAUGCCCCUUGCACAUCAGUUUUACAAAAAAAUUUAUCUUGUUUGUGCCACAAUGAAGAGGACUGACAGGUAACAGCAGAAACAAUAGUCAGGAGUUUGAGAACAGGCUGAUUAACAUGGUGAAACCCCGUCUCUACUAAAAAUACAAAAAUUAGCUGGGUGUGGUGGCGGGUGCUUGUAAUCCCAGUUACUCAGGAGGCUGAGGCUGCAUUAUCGCUUUAACCUGGGGGGCGGAGGUUGCAGUGAGCCAAGAUGGGGGCAAUAAGAGCAAAACUUUGUCUCAAAAAAAAAUAAAUAAAUAAAAAAUAAAAUAUGUCAAGCCCCUUCUCUUCCUGUCUCCUCUCGUGGUGUGUACUUGACUCCCCUUCUCGCCAGAUCUCACAGGACUUUCAGAUUUAAGCAAUACCUGGCCAAGAAACAAAAGCAAAAUCAUUCCAUUCCCCCAGUGGAUUCAGAUCAAAACUGGUAAUAAAAUCAGGUACGACUCCAAAAGGAGACAUUGGAGAAGAACGAAGCGGGGUCUAUAAGGAAUUGCACGUGAGAUGGCACACAUAUUUAUGCUGUGUGAGCAUUACAAUCGCGUUACCAUAUCAAGCUGAAAAUGUCACCACUAUCUGGAGUGUUGGAAAUGUUUUAUUGGGAAUAUGUUUUUUCUCUGAAUCUGCUAUGAACACGUCAGUUGGGUGGGUUCAGUAAUAAAUAUGUGAGACUUUUCAUUUCAAAAUAAAAAAGGCAAAUGAUGUAA